CUUCCUGGCUUUACUCACAUGCUCAGAGAGGAAGCGCUGUAGAGUCUUAGCAGCACAUGAAGAAGCUCUGGCUAUUUUAAACCAAACAGGAUUUGACUCAGGAUAUUUCAAUAUCUCUUUUGGCGCGUGACAGACUUUUAUGUACUAGCCAGAGAGCAGACUUUAGAGUUUCUUUUUUUUAAACUUUUUAUAUUCAAGGUUUUUUCCCCAUCUUACUGUAGGUGGUCUCGUGUGUGGCAGAGAAAGAGAGUGUGUGUGUUAGUCUGCAUGUGUGUGUGAGAGAGAAAGAGGACCAGGAUGAUUGCAGCCCAGCUACUAGCCUAUUACUUCACUGAACUCAAGGAUGAUCAGGUUAAAAAGAUCGAUAAGUACCUGUACUCCAUGCGUUUCUCUGAUGAGACGUUGAAGGAGAUCACGCAGCGCUUCAAGAGGGAGCUGGUGAAAGGCCUGGGGCGGGACACCAACCCCACCGCCGUGCUGAAGAUGCUGCCAACGUUCGUGCGGUCGAUCCCUGAUGGCUCAGAAAAGGGAGACUUCAUUGCGUUGGAUUUGGGAGGCAGUAACUUCAGGAUCCUCCGGGUCAGAGUGAGCCAUGAGAAGAAACAGACGGUUCAGAUGGAGAGUGAAAUCUACGACACACCGGAGGACAUCAUUCACGGCACUGGAACAAAACUGUUCGACCAUGUGGCAGAGUGUCUCGGUGACUUCAUGGAAAAACACAGCAUCAAAGACAAGAAACUCCCAGUUGGAUUGACUUUCUCCUUCCCCUGCCAGCAGACCAAACUAGACGAGGGCUUUCUGGUAACCUGGACAAAGCGUUUCAAGGCCAGUGGAGUGGAGGGAAUGGACGUUGUCCAGCUGCUCAACAGAGCUAUAAAGAAGCGAGGAGACUAUGAAGCUGACAUCAUGGCAGUAGUGAAUGACACUGUGGGAACGAUGAUGACCUGUGGUUUUGAUGACCGGCGCUGUGAAGUCGGCAUCAUCAUAGGUACGGGCACCAAUGCAUGCUACAUGGAGGAGCUGCGCCACAUCGACCAGGUGGAGGGGGACGAGGGCCGGAUGUGUGUGAACACGGAGUGGGGGGCCUUCGGAGACGACGGCAGGCUGGAGGACAUCAGGACAGAGUUCGACAGAGAGAUAGACAGAGGCUCCAUCAACCCCGGGAAACAGCUAUUUGAGAAGAUGGUCAGCGGGAUGUACUUGGGGGAGCUGGUCCGUCUGAUCCUGGUGAAGAUGGCCAGAGAAGGCCUUCUGUUCGAGGGGCGGAUCACUCCUGAGCUGCUCACUAAGGGGAAGAUCGAAACCAAACACAUCUCAGCCAUAGAGAAGAGUAAGGAGGGGUUGAUGAGAACCAAAGAGAUUUUACAAAGACUUGGCGUGGAGCCCUCGCAUGACGACUGCAUCGCUGUGCAGCAUGUUUGUGCCAUUGUGUCUUUCCGUUCGGCCAACCUGAUCGCUGCGGCGCUGGCCGGCAUCCUGCUCAGGCUGAAGGAGAACAAAGGCGUGGCCCGACUCCGAACCACUGUAGGCAUCGAUGGAUCUCUGUACAAGAUGCACCCACAAUAUGCCCGUCGUCUCCAUAAGACGGUCCGUCGUUUGGUGCCGGACACUGAUAUUCGGUUCCUCCUCUCAGAGAGCGGCAGUGGAAAAGGAGCUGCCAUGGUAACGGCUGUGGCCUAUCGCCUCGCCGAACACUCACGAGAGAUCACCCAAACACUGUCUGAGUUCCUCCUGUCGACCAAACAACUGCUGGAGGUUAAGAAGAGAAUGAGGAUAGAGAUCCAAAAUGGCCUUUCAAAGAGCACUCAGGACUCUGCUACUGUCAAAAUGCUGCCAACCUUUGUGAACAGCACUCCAGAUGGCUCAGAGCAUGGAGACUUCCUGGCGUUGGAUUUAGGAGGAACCAACUUCAGAGUUCUGUUGGUAAAGAUUCGUUCAGGCAAGAGGAGAACCGUGGAGAUGCACAACAAGAUCUACGCUAUUCCUCUGGAAGUGAUGCAGGGCACAGGGGAGGAGCUGUUUGAUCACAUUGUGCAGUGUAUCAGUGACUUCCUGGACUACAUGGGGAUGAAGAACACUCGUCUUCCUCUGGGCUUCACCUUCUCCUUCCCCUGCAGACAGACCAGCCUGGACGCUGGAAUCCUUGUGACAUGGACAAAGGGCUUCAAGGCAACAGACUGUGAAGGAGAAAAUGUGGUUGGUCUGUUGAGAGAUGCCAUUAAGAGGAGAGAGGAAUUUGAGCUGGAUGUGGUGGCCAUAGUGAACGAUACAGUGGGAACCAUGAUGACCUGUGCCUACGAAGAACCCACCUGUGAGAUUGGACUUAUCGCUGGCACUGGCAGUAAUGCAUGUUACAUGGAGGAGAUGAGGAACAUUGAGAUGAUCGAUGGAGAUGAGGGCCGCAUGUGUGUCAACAUGGAGUGGGGGGCUUUCGGAGACAACGGAUGCCUUGAUGACAUGAGGACAGAGUGCGACCGCGCUGUGGAUGACUUCUCCCUGAAUCCAGGCAAACAAAGAUAUGAGAAAAUGUGCAGCGGCAUGUAUCUCGGGGAAAUUGUGCGAAACAUCCUGAUAGAUAUGACCAAGAAAGGAUUCUUGUUCAGAGGACAGAUCUCUGAAACACUGAAGACCAGAGGCAUCUUCGAGACAAAGUUCCUCUCACAGAUAGAGAGUGAUAGAUUAGCUCUGCUGCAAGUGAGAUCCAUCCUGCAACACUUAGGGCUGGACAGCUCCUGUGAUGACAGUAUCAUAGUCAAAAGGGUUUGUGGGGCAGUGUCCCAUCGUGCAGCUCAGCUUUGUGGGGCAGGGAUGGCCGCUGUGGUCGAUAAGAUCAGAGAGAACCGAGGACUGGACCAUCUGGACAUCACUGUGGGGGUGGACGGGACCCUCUACAAACUACAUCCACAUUUCUCGGGGGUCAUGCACCAGACGGUAAAUGAACUGGCUCCUCAGUGUAACGUCAACUUCCUGCUGUCAGAGGACGGCAGUGGGAAAGGUGCCGCGCUCAUCACAGCCGUGGGGUGCCGCAUAAGACAGGAGCUGAGCAAUAAAUAGAAAAUACCUCUUCUGUCUUACUGUUAUCUCCACACUUUACCGUGUUUCCCUUUUCUCCUCCCUCCUCUUCUUUCCCCUCAUCUUCAGCCCUUGUUCAGUCAAAGUAUCACACAUUAGUGUAGCUGCUUUAGUCUGUCUAAAGGACAGAGAGGGAGAUCGUUUUCUCUGUGGUGUUAGAUAGCAGAGAGUCAUGCACUAACAUAUCUAACAAUACUCAGACUCUUAUGUUUUUGUGUUGUUUGAGGUUAAACCUGUAGAGAUAAAAUGCGAACAUUCAGCUCCUGUGAAAAAAUGUGGCGAGUAGAAGAAUAGGUUCACACGCUCCUGUAAUGAUGAGCUGUUUAUCAUCGCCAUCUGGAGGAUUCCUCUGAUGAUUGUAGUCUGUUACAAUAUUACCAAGUACAACAGGUUCCAGACUAUUUCCAAAAAGCAUUGCGGAGAAACAUUUAUCCUUGCAACAUGUGUAGUCGAUACAGCGUCAUAAAAACCAAAAGCUUCCAAAGUGUUUCCACUGUCUCAAGACGGAUAAGGGAUAUGAGAUGAUAUAUAAAUGUGUAAUAAGAUGAAAGGGAAUAUUUUUGCUUUGAGAUGUCUAAUAUCUUACCCAGAAAUGCUACAAUAUGUUAUAUAUACAUUGUUGCUAUUUAUUUUAUUUUUGUAUUGCGCAAUGUUAAAAUAUAUUGAGGCACACAGUCCUCUCAGCCGGUACUGGUCCUGUAGCGGAGGAUUCAACAAUCUACUAUAAGGGCAGAAAGGAGAAAAAGACGGACUUCAAAAAUGUUUAAUCUGCAGGGGAUGUAGCGUGCUUGCUAAAUGUGCAGAUGUGUUCUACUUUAUUUACUUUGUGCUGUACUGUAACAUAUGUCCAAAGAGCACAUGUAUUUACUAAGUAGAAAUCCUGUUAUUGGCUCUCGUCACAGCUACUGUAUGUACGUUCUCGUUGUCUUAAGAAGUGCUGGUUACCCUCUUCAUCACAAUAAAACUCACUAGCUACUUAGUCAAAAGCCAUGAAAGAGGAAUGUGAUGCUAACACAGAUGCCACUGGAAAAACUUUGGCCAAACUGCAUAAAAAGAAUAAGGUAGCUGAAACUUUAAGGGGUAUGUAAACAUUUGGAAAUAUUGCUUCUCACUCACUGUACUCCGUAUCAUCCUAAAGACUCAGAAAGGUGUUAAAGUGAACUACUCUAUGGCUCAUUCAAGUAACACAAUUAUUGCAAUGUAAUUUGUUUUUAUCUGUGAUAAUGUAUAAAGGAUACCUAUUGAAAGACUGGCGAGUUUAUUCACUGGCAUUUAUGUGAGAUAUUUUCAUUGUAGGGGCUAGCAGGUUCUCUGCACAUUAGAGCACAAAAGGUCUUAACAUACAGUAGUGGCACUGUAUAGCUCACAGGUAACUGUUAAUGGUGGUGCACAGGAUGUGAGAUACUCCAGUACAUAAAUGGCUACAUUUGUUAACUAUGGUUAAAAUGGCGACAUUGAAAGACGCCUAUAUAAAUAAAAUGCAUUAUUAAUUGCUGCUCUGUGACAUUAAGCACCCAUCUAAAACUGCUACAGAAAAAAUGAAUCCUAGCAAAUUACAUUUUCAUUCCUUCGUACGACGCUGCUCUACUGCUGCCAGGGUAAAGAUGGCCAGCCGCUCCAGCAGCUAUACUACCUUGCCUUUAGAUGUUCACAAAACCCAGACUGUAUCUGUCAAACACUGUCAGUCAAUAAAUAAAGACAAACUUGUGUCAAUACAA
This is a messenger RNA of Trematomus bernacchii (emerald rockcod), 4790 nucleotides long. RefSeq names its product hexokinase 1 (gene hk1). Gene Ontology annotation, cellular component: cytosol; mitochondrion. Gene Ontology annotation, biological process: intracellular glucose homeostasis; glycolytic process; glucose 6-phosphate metabolic process. The record is from RefSeq and is a predicted model, not a curated record. Gene Ontology annotation, molecular function: mannokinase activity; glucokinase activity; ATP binding. Lineage: Eukaryota; Metazoa; Chordata; Actinopteri; Perciformes; Nototheniidae. The transcript has 21 exons. The coding region runs from base 298 to 3054 and encodes 918 amino acids.